Aspergillus pseudonomiae is the source of this 2085-nucleotide messenger RNA. Its product is annotated as aldehyde dehydrogenase domain-containing protein. Lineage: Eukaryota; Fungi; Ascomycota; Eurotiomycetes; Eurotiales; Aspergillaceae. The transcript has 3 exons. The record is from RefSeq and is a predicted model, not a curated record. Gene Ontology annotation, molecular function: oxidoreductase activity, acting on the aldehyde or oxo group of donors, NAD or NADP as acceptor. The coding region runs from base 494 to 2011 and encodes 505 amino acids.
GUCUCCCUGUGCAUGAUGAUCCACAAUGAAGAUUAAUAAUUCAAUACAUAAUACUAUCAAUAAAGGGUCGAAGUUGAAACUCGGAAUGAGUAUCGGUUUCGGAACGACCUGCCUGUUUCGGGCAGCAGACAUGCAACCCUAAGUCUCGCGAUGAACUCCGAUAAGGCUGGACUCAGAAUGCGCUAAAUAGCGCCCCUCAAAUCACUUGCGUGCAUACGGUAUGUGCACCCGAGAGAACCCCGCGGAGGGGCAAUUUCUGGGUCGAUUCAGUGGACAUUGGUUGUUGGUUUGAAAGCUGUGGUUAGUGGGGUAGCUUUGCUUUGCUUGUCUUUUUCGUGUAGAUAAAGCUCAUGGCCUCUAGACGUACAUAGCUGGAUGGUUCUCUGAUAUUCUUCUUCAACUUUUGUUUUUCUUUUUUCAUACUGCCGACUUUAUUAUACCCGACUCUGUUACUUUGGGAUAUUUCAUUUCUUGAAGCGAGUCAUACCCCGCCAUGUCGGAUCUCGAUCUCUUCCUUGAUAUCACAGCGCCAAAUGGUCGCCGGUAUAAACAGCCCACAGGGUUGUUUAUCGACAAUGAAUUUGUGAAGUCUACAUCUGGGCAGACGAUUGCUUCUAUUGAUCCUGCAACCACCCGUGAAAUCGCUUCUGUCUACGCGGCCGGUGCCGAGGACGUCGACAAAGCAGUCAAUGCCGCCAAAGCGGCCUUGAAGCAUGAUUCAUGGAAGCUCCUCCCCGCCACAGACCGAGGAAUGCUAAUGGGUCGGUUGGCCGACUUGAUCGAGCAGAAUAAGGAGCUUUUCGCUACGAUUGACGCGUGGGAUAACGGAAAACCAUACCAUGUUGCCCUGAGCGAGGACCUGGUGGAAGCCAUUACCACCUUCCGGUACUACAGUGGCUGGGCCGAUAAGACGUUCGGUCAGACCAUCAACACAACCCCCCAGAAGUUCGCCUACACAAUCAGACAGCCCAUCGGUGUGGUGGGCCAGAUCAUCCCGUGGAACUACCCGCUGUCUAUGGCCGCCUGGAAGCUGGGGCCUGCCCUGGCUUGUGGCAAUACGGUUGUGAUCAAGGCUGCGGAGCAGACGCCCUUGAGCAUCCUCGUUCUGGGCUCCUUGAUCAAGGAAGCGGGCUUCCCGAAGGGUGUUGUUAAUAUCAUCAAUGGAUACGGUCGGGAGGCUGGUGCCGCGUUGGUGCAGCACCCCUUGGUCGAUAAGGUGGCGUUCACGGGCUCCACUGCUACCGCGCGCGAGAUUAUGAAGAUGGCUGCGGGCAGCCUGAAGAAUAUUACUCUGGAGACGGGAGGAAAGUCGCCCCUGAUCGUGUUCAACGAUACCGAUAUGGAGCAGGCCGUGAAAUGGUCCCAUUUCGGUAUCAUGUCCAACCAGGGCCAGAUCUGCACUGCCACGUCGCGGAUCUUGGUCCAGAAGGACAUUUACGAUGCCUUUGUUGAGCAGUUCAAGAGCGAGAUUCAGACCACAUCUAAGAUCGGAGACCAGUGGGAUGAGAGCACCUUCCAAGGGCCCCAGGUGACCCGCGCUCAAUACGAUAGGGUGCUCGAGUACAUUCAAGUGGGCAUCUCGGAGGGCGCGACGGUGGCUUCUGGAGGAGGCCCUCACCCACCCAACAGCAACGGCGAGUCGGGAUACUAUGUUCGCCCGACGGUUUUCACGAAUGUUACGGACUCGAUGCGGAUCUAUCGGGAGGAGAUCUUUGGACCCGUAGUUGUCAUUGUGCCAUUUGAGACGGAGGAAGAAGCCAUCCGGCGUGCAAAUGAUACCACUUAUGGCCUUGGUGCGGCGGUCUUCACCAAGGACCUUGAGCGUGCCCACCGGGUUGCAGCUGAGAUCGAGUCUGGUAUGGUUUGGAUCAACAGCAGCCAGGACUGCGAUCCUCGGGUACCGUUCGGAGGAGUGAAGCAGAGUGGAAUCGGGCGCGAAUUAGGCGAAGCUGGACUUGAGGCGUAUAGCCAAGUGAAGGCUGUACAUGUUAAUAUGGGAACCAAACUGUAGAAAGUCACGAGAAUGAAAUACAUGUAUUGGAUAUAGAGCAGACAGAUGAACAAUCACGUUGUCGGCCUUACAGA